Messenger RNA from Parasteatoda tepidariorum (common house spider), 793 nucleotides. The record is from RefSeq and is a predicted model, not a curated record. NCBI's taxonomy places the organism in Eukaryota, Metazoa, Arthropoda, Arachnida, Araneae, Theridiidae.
AUGACUUUUUGUGUCAAACACCAUUGAAAGAAUAUGAACUUGCCUUCAAAGCUUUAGGUGCUUGUAUAUGCUACUUGAAAAAGUGUUACAUUGAAGAUUGUCUGCUUACAAUGAAGUUGUUUGAAACUUAUAAACCUAUUGAUGAAGCGGUUGUUUCAAAUAGUGCUUUUCAAAAAGAUCGGAAAUAUAUGAUUCUUGACAAUGUUACUCUCAACAACUUAGCAAUUGUACCAAAUCAGCCAUCUGCUAAAUCAGAAGAAACUUUAUUUGGAACAUUGAAUUUCUGUGAAACAAAUUUUGGGAAAAGAGAACUUCGCAAAUGGCUUUGCUCACCCUUAUAUCAACCAACAGAAAUUUACGACAGACUAGAUGCUAUUAAUGAUCUUAAAAACAUAACUAUUUUUGAAGAUGUUCAAAAAUGCUUGAGAAAAUUGCCUGAUUUAGAGAGAUUACUAAACAAGAUACAUGUGCAUGGCUUAUCACGUAAUAAAGAUCAUCCUGAAACUCGUGCCAUAUUUUAUGAGAUGGAAGUUUACAAUAGGAAGAAAAUUUUGGAUCUUAUCUCAGCUCUAAAAGGUUUCAAAGACGCUGCUAGCAUAUCUAAGCUAUUUGAGCCUUUUGUUAAGGAUUUCAAAUCAAAUUUGCUUAAAAAAUGUGUAUCAUCAUCUCCAGAUAUUGGUUGCUUCCCAUUAUUUGAGGAAACUUUAUCAUAUUUUUCUGAUGCUUUUGACCAUAAUGAGGCCAUGAAAAAAGGUAAGUAAAUAUUAGCUUUCUGUCUAGAUAUAAUUUAAAA